Molecule: messenger RNA, 344 nt
Organism: Staurois parvus
Lineage: Eukaryota; Metazoa; Chordata; Amphibia; Anura; Ranidae
Source: the annotation of a GenBank genome assembly
ACUGAUAGACGGCACUGACUGGCAUCACUGCUGGGCACUGACUGGCGGCACUGACUGGCACAACCGCUGGAUACUGACUGAUGGCACUGACUGGCAGCACUGCUGGGUUGCACUGGUGGGUGGCACUGGUGGGUGACACUGCAGAGUGGCACAGGUGGGUGCACUGCUGGGCACAGGUGGGCGGAACUUGCGGGUGCCACUGCUGGGCACCGAUCAUCAGGGCACUGAUCAUCAGUGCCGUGAUGAUCGGUGCCGAUCCCCGCUCUGACAACUGCCGGUUCUCGGCAGUACUUUCCUCACGAUCUGACAGCGUGAGGAAAGUGCAGCCGAGAACCGGCACUUGU